Ustilago hordei is the source of this 702-nucleotide messenger RNA. RefSeq lists its product as uncharacterized. Lineage: Eukaryota; Fungi; Basidiomycota; Ustilaginomycetes; Ustilaginales; Ustilaginaceae. The record is from RefSeq and is a predicted model, not a curated record. The transcript has a single exon. Bases 1 to 702 code for a protein of 233 amino acids.
AUGGAUUCAAACCUCAUACCAACAAAAUUCAAAGUGAGACUGGUGGUGCAGGGCUUCAUUCAGAAAGAAGGUGUUGACUACACUGAGAUCUUUGCACCAGUAGCACCAAUCCAAUCCAUUAGAGGAGUACUAUCAUUCACAGCAGUACAGGGCUGGGAGGUUGACUCAAUUGACAUCAAGCAAGCUUAUUUAAACUCAAACUUGCAUCAUGUUGUCUAUCUAAAGCUGCCAAUCAGGAUGCAAAUACCACCAGGAAAGGUCUUCAAACUUGUGAUAGGGCUAUAUGGUCUCAAACAAUUGGGAUGGGAAUGGAAUGUUGAACUGGAUUCACACCUUCAGAAAAUCAGGUUCCACUGCAUGCUGAGUGCACCCUGCCUAUACAUGAGAGGGACAGAAGAUAAGCUCACAGUCAUCACAGCUUAUGUGGAUGACAUGAUCAUAGCAUCACCAAGCCAUGGGGAAGUUGAUCGGACUAAGCAUGAGAUCAUGCAUAAAUGGGGAACCAAAGACAAUGGCCAGGUCAAGGAAUUUCUUGGCAUCAAGAUCAUUCAAAAUCGAGAUACAAGAAGCAUGACAUUAGAUUUGACAGCAUAUGUGAAGGCAAUGGUACACAAGUGGCUAAAGCAGAUGACAGAGAAAUCCUGGAUUCCAAUGCAAAGCCUGUCUGAUGGAGCCAAAGGAGAAAAGUGCUCAUCCCAAUGA